AAUCUUAUAUCACUAAAGUAGGCGCGCAGUACGUAAAUUUUACACAACACUUUUAAUUGUGACAGAAAUUAAACGUAAACUAAUCUAAUAAUCAGCUAUUAAAUAAAUAUUAAAUAUGUCAUACGCUAUGUUACGAUAUUUCCGACGAACUGCGUUGUUAUCCAGUAAAAAAAGGCUCGAAAGCACCAUGACCAACCUAACCCAGGAGGACUUUUCGUUUCAUCCUCCUAUGCCUCAAUGGAGCAAAAUAAUUAGGGAAGCAGAGAAAAUAGUAGGAUAUCCGACCUCCUUCAUGAAUUUGAGGUGGUUAUUAAGUGAUGAGUUCGCCAAUCUUGCUGUGCAAUUGCGAAAAAUUGUAGGUAGCAACCAUCCCAUUUUAAAGACGGCUAAAACUCUCCUUAAUAAUCAGCACAACAACCUUCAGCCAUGGGGUCUCAUAAUAUUGCUGUUGUCCAAAGCAACAAAUGAAUCCACCCAUUCAGUACAAAAUACAACACUUGUGGAGCACCAACGAAUGUUAGCCGAGUUAACAGAAAUGAUACGCACUGGCCACUACAUACACAGAGGUCUCCUCAACAUACCCGUUGAAGAGCGAGACAAAACCACAGACACAUCAAUGUUUGCAAACAAAAUUGCUAUAUUGAUUGGUGAUUAUUUACUUGUUACAGCCAACGGAAUGUUGGCUCGUUUGAAAAAUCAAGAUUUGUCAUAUUUAAUAUCUACAGCAUUAAGAGAUCUCAGUGAAGGUGAAUUCUUUGGUCCUCGGGACUGUCAAAACCUGCCUCUACCUGGAAAACCUUCAGAUGGGAAUAGUAUAAAUUUCAAAAUAUCUAAUGACACAGCACCAUUAAAUAACUCAAAUGUGUUAGGGUCACCCAAGGAAGAAUGGAUGAUACGGACUUUGUAUAAUGGUGGGACUUUAUUUGGACGGGGUUGUGAGGGUGCGGUAUUGCUUGCUGGGAAGAGUGCAGCAGAGCAAAAGCAGGCCUACCUCUUUGGCUGCCACUUAUGCUUAGCAUGGCAAGCCGCAAGUGAAUUACAAAAGUUUAGUUCAACAAGCAAAGAGCCAGUUUCUCUUGUGAGUGCCCCAUUUUUAUUUGCCAUUAACGAAAAUCCUGAAUUAUAUGACAUGGUUAAAGACGUACAUAAAAUACCAAGCUUAGAUUUUGAGGAUAUCAAAGCCAAGGUCGCAGAAACUAAUGCUAUUGAGAGAACUAAAUUGUUAUAUUCAGAUAAUGCAUCUAAGGCAAUCCGUUAUAUUAAUAUGUUUGGUAACAACGAGUCAGUAGAUGCUAUUAAAAGAUUCAUCGAGACUUGAUGUAAAUUUUGUUUAGGUAAAUUUUAGGCACAAAUUUAAAAAUAUAUCUUGUAUACAUAAUAGUAAUAAUUAUCAUGUCUUAUGAUAUGCACACCUAUUGUGUGACGUGUCCAAUUGAUACACUACCACUGAUAAUAUUGAUAAAAUAUUUGAAAUAGAAUUUUUACUGUUGCCGCAUCAGAAAUGUUUAUCAGAAUCAGAGAUUAUAUAUACAGAUAUUAUGAAAGUUGCCAGAUAAGUAGGGCAGGGUAUAUUUUGUAAUAAUAUAUUCUUUAGCAUUGUUUGAAGUUUCCGAUUAAUUUUACCUUAACAUAUUGAGUAAUUAGAACAUUUACUUCUUUGCUUUAAUUUGUUUUUGUUUUUUAAAGAUGAAGUUAUACUGUAUAAUAUAAGCAAAGGACUUGUUAUAGUAUUUUUUUUUGAAAAAUGAUUUUUUUACUCACUUAUAUAUAUUUAGCAAUGAUAAAAUGUUGCUAUAUACGCAAUUGCUCGCAACGGUGAUUAUUCCAAAGAAUUGUGUUUAAAAUGAUAUCUAUAUCAGUCGCCACAGGACUUAAGUAAGAGUGGCAUCCUCAUUAACACCAGUAUCUUUUAAUAUGAAAUACACAGGAUUUGUGAAUAGAAAACGUAAAAAACUGUCUGUUAAUAGGCACAAUAACGAUGCCAACUUAUAGUUACUACGUAGAUUAUAUUAAGUUUAUUGUAUGCUUAUUUACUUUUAAUUAUUAUAUUGUUAUACAGUAAGAUGGUUGUUAAAUGUUUGAGGUUGUUUAACUAAAUAUAUUUUAUGAUCAGAUGUCCGAUAAAGCCUAACCUUACAUUUACAUCGUCGUGUUGUAAGAACGCGACCUUGUUUAAUAAUUCAUAUUUUGGAAUCGUUUCUGUUAAUGUGCUCUAGGAUUCCUAUUUGUUGUGAUAACAUCAGUCAUUGUUUUAAAAAUAAAUAAAUAUAAUUGUU
Messenger RNA from Danaus plexippus (monarch butterfly), 2276 nucleotides. Its product is annotated as all trans-polyprenyl-diphosphate synthase PDSS2-like. NCBI's taxonomy places the organism in Eukaryota, Metazoa, Arthropoda, Insecta, Lepidoptera, Nymphalidae. Gene Ontology annotation, biological process: isoprenoid biosynthetic process; ubiquinone biosynthetic process. Gene Ontology annotation, cellular component: mitochondrion; transferase complex. Gene Ontology annotation, molecular function: prenyltransferase activity. The record is from RefSeq and is a predicted model, not a curated record. The transcript has 2 exons. Bases 116 to 1318 code for a protein of 400 amino acids.